AUGAUGACGCGUGGAUUACUUUUCGUUUCGGUGCUGGCAGUCGUGCUACUAUCCUCGAUUAAUGUCGGCGCUGAAGAGGAUCUGAAAGAAGACGCGGACUUUAACGACCAUAAAGAACAUAACCGGACGACUGCCGCGUCCAUCAAGAUCAACGGCGAGGAAUCCAAGAACAAGACGACAACGACGACGAUUUCGUUAAAAAAGGUUCAAUCUUCCUACGGAAAUGGAAAUCGACAAAACGCCACCAGGGUUCUUGCGCUUCCGCUGAGCGCGGACAUCGCGAAAGUGAUAGCCGAGGAUGCCACAGGCGACGAGGAGAAUCCUGAAGAAUUGCCAGAGGCACAAGAAUUGAAGAUUAUUAGACCAAAUUUAAGGAAACGACCCACUUAUCGACCACCUCCUCCACGUAGACCAUCUCCAACGAAUAGAAGAAACGUUUAUGCAGAUAUGACGAGGUCACCGUUGAUCAGACCACCCCGAAGGCCCACAGAUCCGAAGAGGGAUCCCACUGAGAAAGAGUGCACUUUCUUCACAAAGACAGUUUGUCUCGAGGCGGCUGAUUAUCCUCACGAAGCCAUAAUUAGAAGCUUGAGAGGCAACAAAGAGAUGGUGGCAGCCUUGCUGACUGAUUAUAAAUCGCAGGAUUUUGAUGAUUCUGGCGACAGCGUGCCAGUUUCUAUACCUCUUGGGGUCAACUACGAGAAUAAGUACGAUGGACGAUACGAGAAUCGAUUCGAUAGCAACGAAAUCAGACGGAGAUCUGAUGCGAACUUGCCGUUCGAAAACGUCGAAGAAGGCUUCACGUGUCCAUCGAUCAUCAAAUAUGCGCGUCCGCAAUUGGCCAGAGCCGCUUCCGGCAUGUGGAAAUAUAUAAUAAAUACUGGCGAACAUACGCAGACUUUGAGGUUGGAGAAGUGUCUGAAUGCACAGUCGAGUUGUUCCUUUAUUUCGGAGAAUUAUCGAUCAUCCUGCGUGCAAAUCUAUAAUUAUCACAGACUCCUAACGUGGGACAGCAAACUGGGUCUUCACAUGGACAUUUUUAAGGUGCCGUCAUGCUGUAGCUGUCACGUGCAUGGUUAUUCCGAUAUCUUUCCUCCUCAUCAAAAGGAUCCACCCCCGAAACCGAAGGAAAAAUUUCCUGGUUCCGAUUUCGCCACCACGAACGACCAAAAAGACGAUUACGAGGAUGUCACUAAUCUGAGCUAUUUGAAUAAAUUUGCAGCCAAUUUUGAUUCCUCUAUCGGCUCAAGCAAUAAAAAACCUGUAAUGGAGCCCACGCCGAGUCGACCAGCGCCAAACACCAGAGCACCUGGCUACACUGGUCCAUUGUCGAAAGGUGCGAGGCCAAGCCGACCGAACAGACCGCCAUAUAGAAGAGAAUCCACAUCACACGUCGAAGAACACACGGAAUCUGUGAGCAAUAGUUCGAAUGGAAAUAGGUAUAGUCAGCCGUACGAUUUGGACGUGGACGCCUCGUCGCGGUUACAAAAUGGCGGUUUCGACGACGAGUACCAGGAGCCACAGAGACGGGUCAACUAUAAUUACCAUCCCAUUAUAGACUUCUUUAGACCGGAGGCGUCGAUGUUGCAUUCCUCAGAAACACAAUCCGCCCUUGUUCAAGAUGAUUCGAACUCUUGGAAGCCGGUGAUAUCGUCUUAA
Dufourea novaeangliae is the source of this 1659-nucleotide messenger RNA. RefSeq lists its product as uncharacterized. The record is from RefSeq and is a predicted model, not a curated record. Gene Ontology annotation, biological process: innate immune response; central nervous system formation; regulation of Toll signaling pathway. Gene Ontology annotation, cellular component: extracellular region. Gene Ontology annotation, molecular function: growth factor activity; Toll binding. Lineage: Eukaryota; Metazoa; Arthropoda; Insecta; Hymenoptera; Halictidae.